Messenger RNA from Durusdinium trenchii, 897 nucleotides. The record is from the annotation of a GenBank genome assembly. Lineage: Eukaryota; Dinophyceae; Suessiales; Symbiodiniaceae.
AUGAACCAGGCAGUCUUGGUGCCGGUGCUGAUCGUUGCUGGAAUAUCUUUGGUGCUGCUCGUUCUCUUCAGUUUUGACACCUUGGAGUACCAGGAGUAUGGAUUGAACUAUAGUAAGAUCAGCGAGACGGUUGAGAGACAUCCGUAUACGAGCGGCAGAUACUAUUUGGGAAUUGCCAAUCAUUUCAUUCGAUUUCCUCGGAUGGUGAAUUCCGUUCUCUUCAGUGAUGAGGAUGCUGGGAAAAAGCAGGGGCCUGCUCUACAGAGCCGAACUCGAGAUGGCCUGAAUGUCAGACUCGAGGUUUCUUUUCAAUACAGAUUAAAGUUUGAUCGGGUCUACGAUCUCUACGCAACCCUUGGAAGCGAUUAUGAGCCGACAUUCUUGCGUAUGGCAAUCGAGCAGCUGGCCACAGCGGCCACGGAUCACUCUGCGCACUUCUUUUUCACCAAUCGCACGGCUAUCAGUGCGGUGAUGCAUCAGAGACUUGAUGAUCACUUCCAGGAGAGAGCCUUCUCGGAGGUGCCUUUCUUUCAGCUCAGGACUGUGCAUUUGCCGCAUGACUUUGAGGAGGCCAUCCGAGAAACACAGGUGAAGCAGCAGGACAUUCAGAUAGCUACCCUGGAGCAGAAGACCAAGACGGUUACCUUCAAGACUCGAGUUCUACAGGCGGAGCAGGAUGUAAAGGUCUUGGUGAACCAGGCAGAAGCAGAAGCCGCAAGCAUUCAGGCUGCGAAUAGAGCAUAUUGCCAGCAGUACCAGGUGACGCAAGAUUUGCAGACCAGCGCCUUGUCACGCUUGGCAAAAUCAUCUGGCUGGAAUCCAGAAGAGCUACUGCAUUACAUGAGAAUUCGCGCAUUGCGAAGUCACCCAGCAAAUAGGAGUAUGAUCCGAUUUUAG